CCACACGAAGAGGGACCACAAUGAAGCCUUGCCUUGUCCUUGUUUGGCUGGUUGCUGGUGCUGCAUCAACGUUUGUUGAGAAGAGGAUUGUGGGAAGUCAGUCCUGCAAAAGGGAUUACCAUGUCGACAUAACGUCUGUUCAGAAGGGGAAGCACUGUGGAGGGGCUCUGCUCAACACCCGCUGGGUCAUCACAGCUUCUCACUGCGCAGAGCAGGAGGUCAAACUGAAGUUUCGGCAGAAACUUUUCAUCUGGACAGCAGAGCAAAAGAUUCCAAGAGAACAGCAGUUUACUUAUCAGGAUGAGGAGGAUGAGGGGAAACCCCAUGACAUUAUGCUCAUAAAACUGAGUAAGGACGUCUCUGCUAAACUAUCCACCAUCAGUUAUAAUAGAAAAGACUGCGCGGAGCCAGAGGAGUAUGCAGAUGUGGAGAUUGGUGGCAUGGGAGCAAAGAAAGCAGGUGGUAAACUUGAGAAUGAAGUGAGAUGUGCCACCACACAGAUGACACAGUGUGGUGAAAAUGAUAAACCUGACAGUAAGUACAGCAGCAAUAAAGCUGCAGUGAUGUGCGCCUUCAAGCCUGCCGUGGAGUCCUGCUUUGGUGACGCAGGCACGGCUGUGGUGUAUAAAGAAAAGUUACACGGAGUCAUCGUUAGCCAACCUGUGGACAAGUGUGCACAGACCAUUGUAAUGCUGAACAUCUGUCACUACAUCGAGUGGAUAGAGAAAACCAUGAAAGACAACUGAAAAGUGCAACAUAAUCGACUAUUAAAGCAAUCUACUAGAAUGCAUUGUGUGCGUAUUUUUACAAUGAAACUGAAAAAAAAGCAAUUCACCUACACAUGGCCACUCUGUA
This is a messenger RNA of Fundulus heteroclitus (mummichog), 855 nucleotides long. Its product is annotated as trypsin-1-like. The coding region runs from base 21 to 746 and encodes 241 amino acids. The transcript has 5 exons. The record is from RefSeq and is a predicted model, not a curated record. Gene Ontology annotation, biological process: proteolysis. Lineage: Eukaryota; Metazoa; Chordata; Actinopteri; Cyprinodontiformes; Fundulidae. Gene Ontology annotation, molecular function: serine-type endopeptidase activity.